Molecule: messenger RNA, 474 nt
Organism: Ceratotherium simum simum (southern white rhinoceros)
Lineage: Eukaryota; Metazoa; Chordata; Mammalia; Perissodactyla; Rhinocerotidae
Gene: UQCR10
Product: ubiquinol-cytochrome c reductase, complex III subunit X
Biological process (GO): mitochondrial electron transport, ubiquinol to cytochrome c
Cellular component (GO): respiratory chain complex III
Source: RefSeq, a predicted model, not a curated record
CAUGGUCGGCCGCGGCGCAGGCGCGGUGGCGCGAGUUCGGCAGUGGAAAAACAUGGCGGCCCCGACGCUUACUGCGAGGUUGUAUUCCCUGCUGUUUCGCAAGACCUCCACCUUCGCCCUGACCAUCGCCGUGGGCGCCGUGUUCUUCGAGCGCGCCUUCGAUCAAGGCGCGGACGCGAUCUACGAACACAUGAACCAGGGGAAGCUGUGGAAACACAUCAAGCACAAGUAUGAGAACAAGGAAUAGUUCCUCGGAGGUCCCCAUCCAGGCCAGAAGGACCAGGUCCACCCGCCAAGUGUUGGCCCAGAGCCAGGGCCUCAGCUUGAAGAUGAUGCUCACGUUACUCUCUAUGGACCACCUUUAGAUGUUGGCAAGAGAUGACUUCAGCUGACACACUCUUUAACUUCUGCUAUGUUUGAAGUAUGUUUAGUCAGAGUCAUCAGCAAAUAAAUGUAAAUUCUCCUUGAUACCUG